AUGGUUACGAAGCUACGCACAGCACACGGACUCCAAGGUCUCUCCAGGAGUGCAGAUUUCACUGCUCGGCACAGUCGACUCGCUGCGCUCGCAUGGUCUCGCACGCUUUCUCCAAAGAUAUUCCUACGCAUUGAGAUCUGUGGGCCUGAUCGCCCAUACCUUACCAUUGUCGAUCUACCUGGUCUGGUUCAUUCUAAAAACAAGUACCAAUCUGCAUCCGACAUUAGCCUCAUCCAACGCCUUGUGACCCGCUACAUGAAGCAGAAGAGAAGUAUCAUCCUUGCUGUUGUAUCGGCAAAGAACGACUACGCCAACCAGAUCGUCCUGAAACUGGCUCGAACGGCGGACCCCGAUGGCAUGCGGACACUUGGUGUCAUCACGAAGCCAGAUACACUCAAUGCAGGACCCGAAUUAGAGCGAAGCUUCCUGUCACUGGCACGAAACCAAGAGGUCACAUUCCGCCUUGGAUGGCAUGUGUUGAGAAAUAGGGACACUGAAAGGGAGCUAUGGACACUUGAUGAGCGCGACGCUGAUGAGUCUUACUUCUUAUCGUCCGGCGCUUGGGCAAGCCUUGCACCUGAGUGUCGGGGCAGCACAUCCCUGAGGGCGGCUUGA
Molecule: messenger RNA, 615 nt
Organism: Beauveria bassiana ARSEF 2860
Lineage: Eukaryota; Fungi; Ascomycota; Sordariomycetes; Hypocreales; Cordycipitaceae
Product: interferon-induced GTP-binding protein Mx
Exons: 2
Coding region: 1-615 (204 amino acids)
Cellular component (GO): cytoplasm; microtubule; membrane
Molecular function (GO): GTP binding; microtubule binding; GTPase activity
Source: RefSeq, a predicted model, not a curated record